GGGGCCGGAAGUGGCGUCACGCCCCUCCCAGGGUGCUGUUGGCGGUUUGAAGUUGGUUGAAAAUGGCGGAGGAAACACGCUCGGAGCUCGAGAAACUGCAAGAUGAAGGACUAGAAGAGAAGGAAGAGAAAACUGUGAAAACUAAGACUGUUUCUUCCAGUAAUGAAGGCGAAAGUUCAUCUCGAAGUGCAGAGAAAAGAGCAGCUGACGAGAAAAAUCAAGAUGAUUCUGCUUCCGGGGAUGCAAACAACAAACCAACCCCUGCAAAAGUUUCCAAAAUUGGAUUUUCAAUAGGAAGUAUGACCGUAAAGAAACCAGCCCCAAUUUCCAUCAAAUUAGGAGCAAAUAAACCUAAAGAAAGUCCACCUGCUUUAGCUCCAAAGAAACCUUCAGUUGCAGCUGUAUUCAAUGAAGAUGAAGAUAGUGAACCAGAGGAAAUGCCUCCUGAAGCAAAAAUGCGCAUGAAGAAUAUGGGACGAGAAACACCAACGUCAGCAGGACCAAAUUCUUUCAACAAGGGAAAACAAGGAUUUUCUGACAACCAGAGGUUGUGGGAGCGGAAAAUGAAAAGUCAGCUGCGGAACUUUGGAGACGAGGACUAAAUGCUAUUAUUGAAAAUGCAGAAUUGUGAGCUGUGGGAAGUGGAAACGAAUUGUAGGGAUUGAGAUACAUUCUAGAUUGCUUUGAAAUGGAAACUAUUUUCAGUGAUGUGUAUAAUGUAUACUUAAAGACUUUCUCACUAUAACUUGUAAUGAGUGCAAUGUGUUUAGUAAACAGUAGGUGACCCCUUCAGAGAAAUUUCAUUCAGAAAUAUUCAACACAGAAGUUACAGUUAAGAUCUUUCACAUCUAGCAGCUAUAUUUGAUUAUUUUCAGUGUGCCACUGUGGUUAUUUCAUUUGGAGUCCUGUAAAGUAAUGUAUCUACAUAUCAGUUAAAAAUCGGAAAGGAAAGUUCAGUUAAAUUUCACUUCAUUGAAAAGUUCAUGGUCAUUAAUUGCGAAGCUCCUGAAAACUGUUUUACAUUUUAUAAUAGGAGAGUACUUUUGGUUUAAGCAAAUUUCAUGUUACUCAAAAAUUCAAAACCUGUUUGAAUUAUUUCAAGACUCAGAUUUCUAAGUAUCACACCUUUUUCCAGCAAACACAUGGUCUAGUGAGGCAUUCCUAGGUUGUAUAUGAGCUCAAAUGGGAAUAAUGUAACUUGCCAGGCAACUGUUCCCUGCUAGCAGUGCAGCACAGGCGAUCGGUAUGUAUGGAAUGGGAAGGACAAACUAUAUCCUUUAUCUUCAAUCCCAUUGAUAUUACAAUAUACUGAACUUGUUUAUUGCAGAUUAUUAUUAACAGAGUCAUGUUAACCUAACUUUCAAAAUUUGGCAUGAUACAUUAGUGUGUGGUAAGUAUCUUCACUUCUAUUCCCAAAAGACGUGUCCAAUAAAUAACAGUUGACAACAACUGUAGAAGUGCCGAUUUGUAAUGAAUUAGGAAGCUCAACCUGUAUUUAACUGAAGUGGUUCAAUCCACAGCUUCAUUGAAAUUCUUAUUGUCUUUUCUCAGGCUUUGCCAGUCUUGUAUUAGUUCUUCUGUACAGCCACGAUAAAUAAUAAAUUCUAAUCUGGGAUUUGUUACUCUUCCCAGUAAACCAAAUGGCAUUCUUCCAUUGAUAACUCAAACAUCAGAGGUUUGGAAGGCUCAUUUCUGUGCUCUUAAUCUUUCGCUGAAUCAAGUAAUUUAAUGCAUUUGUUUUUGGCUAUUCUUUAGUGUGUUUAACCCCCAUUUUAAAAUAAGCAUUCAUUUCUGUCUUUGGAUUGACUCUUUAAAAAUUAGAAUGGAAGGCCUUCCUGUAUCAGUUGUAGUGCAGUCUAUCUGUCGUAAGUUCUAUAUAAGAAUUUAUUCUAUUUUCUUCCACUUCCCAGCUCAAUAUUUUAAGUAGUAUAAAUCUGCUAGAGAUAUGAAGGUUAAGAAUAACAUCCUUGGAGAAUAAAUAAGAUCUCCAAAAAUGUUAUCUGUUUGCUAUUUGUAGUAAAAUUCUGAUAGAUUAUCUAGAAUUACAUUUGUUAGUUUGCUACAAAAAGUGAAGAACGAUUUCCCGUUUAAGCAUUUAUGAAUCAAGGGAAAGUGUAUUGUGAUGAUUCACAAUCCUGAAUGUGAUAUAAAAAAAAUUUGUACAUAGUGAUAUGGGUAGUAGUCAUUUUCCCAUGUCAGUAGACUGUGCUUUCAUGGUAUCGGGUUGACCAAGAGGAUAUCACCUGAUUGCAAUAUAAUGUUUGUUUUGAUUAGUCUGAAGGCCAUAACACAAUAAGAACAUCUGACAAUGCAACACCUAAAUAUAUAUUUAUCUCUCUUUGCAAAUCUGUACAUUACAGGCACUACAAACUGUCUCAUUACAUAAGAUUGAUAGGAUUGUGUAAGUAUAUUUAAAAUUGGGCAACCUAGUUCAUGCCAUAACGUUUUUUAAUAAAGCCAUUUUUAGUGAAAUGUACCUGAAAUUUCUGCUGUAAAUACUGCACUUAAUGUGAGGAAAAUUUUGUGGAAUUUAAGUUGAUACCAAGAUUGUGCAAAAUCAUUUUUGCUGAGAUAGUUGCUUCACUACAUUUUGAAAACAAGGAUUGCCAAGUUUUAGGAUAGUAAUUGUGGCAAUUAAUAACCUUUUCUCACCCAAUACAUAUAAAGGACUUAAUUUAAUUAUCAAAAUAUGGUGUCUCAAAAAGGUCUAUAUCUCUAUCUGCAUUCUUUCAGAGCUGGGUAUGUGCUUUUUGUAGACCAUUUGAGUGCAGUUUGUAGCCAGGAUAGCAUACAAUGGGGAUGAAUUAUCUUCAUAGCAUCUGGUAAGUCAGAAGCAGUUGCAUGAUAUGUGAAAUCCUACUAGUAGAAUGUGAUGAUGCCACCACUGAAGGAGUGGAAUUAGCAAAGCUUUAUGCUCAUUAAUGAGUGGCUUAUGCUGGCAUAUUUGACUACAUUGAUGUGACUUGAGGAAAAUAUUAGGCUUGCCAAUGAUUUACCCUCUUAUUGGUCAGCCUAUCAACAUUCACUGAAUUCACACAAAGAAUAUCCACUUGGGGAAUGUACCGGAGAAUUAGCAAUAACCACAUAUUUGAAUGAAAUCUUUUCUAGUCGUCCAUUGAAACUAGAGACAAAGUUGACUAAUAUUCUCUCUAAGAAAUUUGGCAUUUCUUAUUCUAAGAACCUUUCCAUACCCUUUGUCUUUACUUUAAAAUCACUCAAGUAAAAGUUUCAUAAGUUGUCUCAUACGUUAGUGUAAGAGAUAUAAUCUUCAGUGUGAUUAAUAAUGUGACUCUGGGAACAUCUUGUCAGCAAACUUGAGUAAUCAGCCUGAGAGGUAUAAAUUGGUACAAAAACAUUCAACAGAGGAUGCUGCAUUAGCCAUAUCAGUUUGAUUCAGUGGAUUACUAUUCAUGGACCCUACUGAGAAGUAUGUACAUGUGGAUGUCAGGUAAGGAAACAAUCAGAUUUGCUUUGAAAUACAUGACCAUUCAAUAGUAUGCUGAUGCUCACUGUCAACUCCCACAUGAAUAAUGACCACAGGGUACUGAAUUGUCGAAAAGAGGGAAGAAAAUUUGAUGAUAAAAGGGAAAUAACACUACAGGAAGAGCUUGUUUCUUACAAUUAAAGUUCUUUUUAACAAGUGAACUGUUCUGGAAGUAUCAAAGGUAGUGAAAACCUUCCUUUGCUUGUUUCGGUAAGAUGGGAUCAAUGACUUGUAAUUGGAUCACUCAAAAGCAUCAGAAACGUGUACGUUGUCAACAACAAUCCAAUUCAGCACUCUUGUGGAUAUAGAAACUUCUUGACUGCAAGCUUAAAAUAUUGGUUACAGUCUUCAUAGUGGAUUGCUUUACAGUGCUUGUUAUCAUUAUAAAGACAUCUCUUCAUAUGACUUAAGUGCUACAUCACAGACCUGAAUCUGAGAUUGGGCUGAGCACAAUUAUUUGAAUUUUGGUGGAAGUUCUGUUCGAGAAUCUUUUCAUAUUAAUAUUUCUGUGGGCUGUUUGAGUUGAUUCGCCUUGAUAGAUAAGUGUGCACAUGUUUCUAUGUCUUUCUCUUUCCCCAAAACAGGUAAUCGGUAAAUUGUUUGAAAAGGUUUUUACCCAGCGAGAGAAAAAAAAUUUCUUCAGUUUCUUGUAAUUCUCCAGGUUCCACCAAAUGCAGGAACUUAACAAAUCUGGAAAUCAUUCAACAUUGAAAAGCUAUAAUUGAAACUGUUAUGGCAGGAGUCCAUAUUGAAUGUUGACCUACAAAAUGCAAUUUGCUUUAAAAUGUAGUAAAUGCACAAGAUUAUUUGCAUUACUUAUGAGGUCAAAUUUGAGUGUUAUACUGAUACUAGGCAGAAUAUAUUUUACUUUGUAAGAGUUAAUGAAAAACUUCCAGCUCGGCGAACAGAACCACAACAGUUAAUGAAAUGGGAAUUGAAGUAGUGCCAAGUGAGCAGAUUGUUUUAAAUGUCUGUCCAUUGAAGAAUGACUUCAUAUGGUCAAACUUUAUUAAUAUAGUUGCCUUGACCUGCUCAUAAAUUUUCCUUUUUUUGCCUUGUCACUGAAACAGUGCAUGAUUUCGUAAUUACUGAGGUAGAUCUAUAGUAAUCUGUUUUAAAAUCCUCUGUUGCUGUGACCAGCAAUGGUAAAUCUACAGUCAAGGUUACCUUUUUAUUCUGUGGGAAUCAUGCCCCCUUUUGCAUGAUCAAAAUGAGUUCAUGACUUGAGUUGCAAGGAAUCUCAAUUGUAAAUGCAAACUAUAUGCAGGUUUUGAACAUUAAGACUGGGAGUAUUUUUGUAUGUUAUUGUUUUAUUUCAUCUUCUCUAAGAUUUGUGUUGUUUAUAAAGAAGCUUCUGGUUGUCUGUUUCAAUAUGAGGUUUUGUUAAGGAAAUGUGAUUUUUAAUUGUAUUGACAGUGUAAAAUUUUGCAAGUUGGGCAGGAAAAAUAAAAUGUUUCUGGGUUA
Messenger RNA from Chiloscyllium plagiosum (whitespotted bambooshark), 4948 nucleotides. It is a transcript of the gene pcnp, whose product is annotated as PEST proteolytic signal containing nuclear protein. Lineage: Eukaryota; Metazoa; Chordata; Chondrichthyes; Orectolobiformes; Hemiscylliidae. Gene Ontology annotation, cellular component: nucleus. Gene Ontology annotation, biological process: proteasome-mediated ubiquitin-dependent protein catabolic process; protein ubiquitination. The record is from RefSeq and is a predicted model, not a curated record.